This is a messenger RNA of Pelobates cultripes (western spadefoot toad), 351 nucleotides long. NCBI's taxonomy places the organism in Eukaryota, Metazoa, Chordata, Amphibia, Anura, Pelobatidae. The record is from the annotation of a GenBank genome assembly.
AUGGGAGCCUUCUACAUGCUGCCCAAAAUCCGCAAGCCAGGAAAUCCAGGACGGCCCAUUAUAACAGGUAUGAGAGCUCUCACUGAACAAAUAUCUGACCCAAUAGAAAACAUUCUUAAGCUUCUAGAUAUUAAGACUGAGAGCUUUAUACAGGACACUACAGACUUCCUCAAUAAACUUAACCAGAAAAAUGAACUACCUGAAAACACUAUACUAGUAAAAAGGGAUGUGGAAUCCAUGGACAGUAACAUCCCACAUAAGGACGGAAUUGAGGCCUACAUUAAAUUUCUCUCAUCCCACAAACCAACACACAAAUAUGAUAGUGCAAUAAUCACCCAGCUUAUAGAAUGA